AUGGCUGCGACCUAUAUUCCAGACGGAAUAGCUUCGCCUAUCGACAGUGCAAAAUCGGUGCUGUCCCCACUAUCUCUAGGGGUCCCAGCACCCAGAUCAAAUGCGUUGCAGAACAGAGUGACAAGUGUGCUCUCUGCUUCCUAUGCAGAUCUAGAAAUUAGGGAUGCACUAUCUGGACUGGACGAGCGAGACCUGCGUAACACGGCAACCACGCGUCGGCAUAUUCGACUGGACGUUCAAGGAGAACUGAUCCAGUGCAAUGGCGAAAUCGUCCAGGACUUUGGCAAGGUUGCUCAGCAGCUUAAACGAAUCGGUGCUGCAAUCGAGAAUCUCAACGCAAGUUGUGCCGAGAUGAGGAAGCACAUCGGUGCCGCUCAUCAGGAAACUGGACCAAUGUUGGACGAAGCCAAGUCAAUACUCAGUGACAGGCAGCAAGUCGAGAAGAAGCAGCUCAUGCUGAAUGCUUUCACUUCACACUUUGUUGUCUCCGAUGCCGACCUUUCUCUCUUGACAUCGACUGCCGAGCCUGUGGACGACGGCUUCUUCCGUGUCAUGACCAGGGUGAAGAAGAUUCACAACGACAGUCAAGUACUGCUAGGAUCGGAGAAUCAGAGACUUGGACUGGAGAUCCUUGAGCAGAGUUCGCGACAACUGAAUGCUGCUUUCCAGAAGCUGUAUCGAUGGGUUCAGCCCGAGCGACCAACAUUAUUUCAGAACUGCCUGGACUUCUUCGCUGAAGCAAGGGAGAAUAUCAUGUCUAAUAACUUCUAUGCGGCUCUUACUGGCGCACCUGUGGACCAAGACCAUCCUGUUCUUGGCAAGGCGAUCGAGCUCUCCGCACAUGAUCCACUACGCUACAUAAGCGAUAUGCUUGCAUGGGCGCACUCAGCAACCGUGUCUGAGCGAGAAGCACUCGAAGUGCUUUUCAUCUCAGAAGGCGACGAGAUUGCCAAAAGCAUACAAGCCGGCAUUGAAAGCGAGCCGUGGUCUCGAGAGGACGACGAGACCACUACCGCAGUGUUUGACGGCAAGGAGGCACUGAGCCAACUCGUGGACAGAGAUCUCACAGGUGUCUUCCGACAACUCAAGCAGAGGACAGAACAGGUCGUCCAGAGCCAUGAGGUAGCCGCGUUGGCGUACAAGAUCUCGAAUCUCCUUUCGUUCUACAGCAGCAUAUUCGCCAAUCUCCUUGGACGAGAUUCUGCUCUGCUGGAGACACUUCGGUCAUCAUCAGAGACAGCACUCCGGAGCUUCCGUUCCAUCAUGCGCGAUAAUGUCAUCAACUUGCAUACCGGCCUUGCGAUAUCUCCGACAGAUCUAGCGCCUCCUGAGUUCUUGACAGAAGCUUUGGAGACGUUGAGCGUGCUGAUGAAGAGCUACGGCACGUCUAUCGUCACGGCAGAUCGAAAUCAGCGAAUCGAAGGCUUCCAACCUGUCUUACAGGAAGCGCUCGAUCCGUUCCUGGCUGGAUGCGAGAACAUCACAAAACGGUUACAGAAUCCCAACAAUCACAUCUUCGCACUGAAUUGUUUGCUCAAGACAAGAGAAAGUUUACGCCAGUACGCAUUCGCUGACAAAAGUGAAGACCUGCAACCAAGACUUGAUGAUCACGAACGGGAACUUACAGAAACUGUCCACACCCGGUUCUUGCAUGAAUCUGGUCUCGCAACUCUCGUAGACAAUAUCACAAGCGCACAAGAUCUGGCCGCUUCGUACAAGGAUCCCAAGCAGCUUUCGUCUGUUGCACAACAAUUGGACGCCUUCUUGCCUGCUGCCACUGAGGAUGCGAGAGCUUUCCUGGGCCAGCUCGAGGACAAAGUAUUGGUACGCCGCAUUAUUGAGCAUGCUGCCGAAGGCUUCUGCGAGGACUUUGAGGAGAUAGAAGAUCUGAUUAUGCAAGCAGAUGAGACGAGAGAGGCACAGGUCAAUGGUGAGAUGACAGAUGAUAUGUGGUUGCGGGAUGUGUUUCCAAGAACCGGUAACGAGAUCAGGGUGCUUCUGAGUUAG
Recurvomyces mirabilis is the source of this 2007-nucleotide messenger RNA. It is a transcript of the gene COG6, whose product is annotated as Golgi transport complex subunit 6. The record is from RefSeq and is a predicted model, not a curated record. Bases 1 to 2007 code for a protein of 668 amino acids. Gene Ontology annotation, biological process: intra-Golgi vesicle-mediated transport. The transcript is spliced from 2 exons. NCBI's taxonomy places the organism in Eukaryota, Fungi, Ascomycota, Dothideomycetes, Mycosphaerellales, Teratosphaeriaceae. Gene Ontology annotation, cellular component: COG complex.